This is a messenger RNA of Asterias rubens (European starfish), 3154 nucleotides long. RefSeq names its product laccase-5-like. NCBI's taxonomy places the organism in Eukaryota, Metazoa, Echinodermata, Asteroidea, Forcipulatida, Asteriidae. The record is from RefSeq and is a predicted model, not a curated record. Gene Ontology annotation, cellular component: plasma membrane. Gene Ontology annotation, biological process: iron ion transport. The coding region runs from base 480 to 2513 and encodes 677 amino acids. Gene Ontology annotation, molecular function: copper ion binding; oxidoreductase activity. The transcript has 8 exons.
AAAUAAUAAUUUCAUAAAAAAAUAAGUUGUCAUCAACUCUGCAUGAACUCGCACUUUGUUUAUUUCCGGUCUGCCGCUCAGAUGUUUAACAAUCAUCCGUAGCUCUCAAAUUGUAAACCCUUUUCAGUCAGUUUUGGUUAACCUAUUAUUAUUAUUAACCGGCGUUUUAUACAAACCAUGAUCACAAUGCAUUUUUAAAGGUUACUCGUGGACUAUAGAACUAUGCCAGGUCAUGGACAGUUUAAGGUAGGCUUAACAAAAUAAAAUAAAAAGAACUAUCCACAGUGAUUGCGGUUUAUGACGCUGAAAUGUGUUAUAUCUAUUACCCUCUCAGGCGUCGAGUUAUUUAUAGUAAGUGAAUAAGUUUCUGUGUCCUCAAUAUUGAGGCCUAUGCGCACGCGAGAGAGGUUUUCCAAGCUAAAUGUUCAUGUGACACACUUAUCGCCGCGGGACAUUAUAGUUUUGUUUUCUCAACGAAAAUGGCGUCCUCACGCUUUGCGCUCGACACCAUCUUGAAAACAUCGUUGAUGUACUUCAUCCUGCUACGUGUUGGAGUUGUUUGUCGCACCGAUGCUCACGAAUGUUUCCGAACAUGCGAGUGGCCACCGAACCCAAUGAUCUGCCGCUAUGAGUUUACUGUGGAGUGGUAUUACAGCAUGUCCACGUCGUGUUUCGACUGUCCGUACAACAUGACCGACUGCACUAGACCGCACUGUAUACCCAUUAAUGGAGUGCCUCGUGGAAUUGUCACAAUCAACAGGCAGUUUCCCGGACCGAGUAUUCAAGUUUGUGAGUUUGACACCAUCGAGGUCAAAGUAAACAAUGAAAUGAUCAACGAAGAAAGUAUCACCAUUCACUGGCACGGCAUUCACCAACGAGGAACACCCUACAUGGACGGUGUUCCGCUGGUCACACAAUGUCACAUACCCUAUCGCUCGAGCUUCACCUACCGUUUCCAAGCCGAAACGUUCGGCACUCAUUUCUGGCACGCACACGGGAUGGCCCGGUCCAAUGGUGCCGUGGGAUCUCUUGUCAUACGGCAAGCCGCUCCUGCCGAAAUCCACAACCGGCUGUACGAUUAUGAUUUGCAAGAACAUGUCAUAAUAAUGCAGGAUUGGGUCAAUCAAUUGAUGAUUGAUAGAUUCACCAGGAUUGUCUAUGGGGACCUAGAGCUGGCGCCAGAUUCUAUGUUGAUCAAUGGAAAAGGUAGAUACCGCGAAUUCAUUGACGAGUCUUCCAACCAGAGCGUCUAUACGCCCCGAGAGGUAUUCCACGUCCAGAGGGGCAAUACAUACAGAUUUCGCACCAUCAGCAAUAACUUGAUGGACUGCUUAGUGGAGGUGUCCAUCGACCAUCACAAUCUGACCAUCAUCGCCAGCGAUGGAGCUCCCCUUCAACCGGUGGAAGCCGGGGCGUACGGUAUGUCAAGCGGGGAAAGAUUUGACUUUAUCUUAGACGCCAGUGCCGAGAUCGGAAAGUACUGGAUGCGGAUUAAAGGGCGUGACUGCCACGGGUUUGAGGAACUGGCUCUUCUCGUCUAUGAGGGGGCAGCGGACCAACCCGACCCACCGGAAGUAGAACAGCCUUAUCCAUCAGAAGUCAUCGUGAAUCCUUUCAAUAGGAAGAGCUCUGAGUAUGUAAAGAAUAUCAUCGACUUAAGCGCAGCAGUGAACGGCACUGAGCAAGUUCCUGUUCCGGAGGCAGAUGAAACUCAUUACAUGGUGCUUGAACUUGAACUGAUCAACAAUAACGACUACAACCAUCCCAUGUACAAUCCAGCAUUCGGGGUCAAAGGUGAUCUUUCAACCUAUAAAGGAGUCCCAUCACCGCAGAUAAAUCGCGUUUCGUUUAAGUAUCCAUCAUCGCCGCUUCUCACGCAGUACCAAGAUUUGUCUGAUUUUGAAAUGUGCAGCACGGAGAGUGUGUUGGCGUAUCAUCAGGAACGCUGUAAGAAUGAGCACUGUGUAUGUACACAGGUUCUUCAUGUCGAGCUUGGGAAGGUGGUUGAAAUAGUACUUGUUGACCAGGGUAAUUUCAGAAAUGCUCAUGCGAUGCACAUUCACGGCUAUAGAUUCCAAGUAGUUGCCCAAGACACGUUGGGAGAGGAGACGACACUUGAGGAGGUCAAGCGACUAGAUAGAGCAGGUAACAUCACACGCCGCACUCAUAAUGUACCCCAUAAAGACACAGUCGCCCCGCUAUCUGGUGGGUACGUCAUUGUACGUUUCGUGGCAGAUAACCCAGGAUGGUGGCUGUUUCAUUGCCAUGUAUCAUUCCACUUCACGGCUGGCAUGACGAUGGUUAUUCGAGUUGGUUCGGAUAAAGACCUACCACCAGUUCCACGUAAUUUCCCUCGAUGUGGCGGUGACUGGCACCAAGAUGAUAUCGGGUCCAAUGUUCCUAUUAAACCUGCCCCCACUCCGAAUUCUGCUUCCUAUAAUGGAAGAUACCCGAUGUUGUCACUCGCUGUGGCAGGCUGUGCUGUGUCUACCAUGAUCGUGAUGUUGGCUUAACUGUUCUCCAAUGUGUCCCUACCGCCUUCAUGGACCCAAUUUCAUAAAGCUGUUAAGCAGAAAUUACUGCUUAGCAAAUUGAUAUGCUACGCAAAUACUUGGACGGGGUACCAGUCACAACAAUGUAAGCUUGAUGGACUUUUUGGCUCGUAACCCCGGCUGCUAAGAUCUGUCUGUACUUAGCAAGCUUUUACUUCUACAGGCUUUGAUGAAAUUGCGACCAGAUGGUUUUAAAGGAUAGUUGUUUCGUUUUUAAUAACGUGUGUAUGGGCGUGUUUGAUAACGUGUGUAAGGAGCCUAUGUGUUUUUGGUGUGAUUAUCAUCGUGUGGUCGUUGUUUGGUUAAUCGUUUUAAAAAUUAAAGACAUUAUUUUGGUAUAGACAAAACACAAGGGUCCACAGCUUUACAUUAUACGGUUUAUAGAUAAUGAUGGCAGAAAGCUUCCCUUAAAAUAUUACUUGCUGAGGUGCUGUAGUUUUUGAGAAAUGAGUUAAACAAGUCACGAACAUUAUUGUUUGUUUCAGUGAGUUUAAAAUUAUAAAACGUACUAAAAGUAACCAGUUUUGAUAAAACACCUCAACUGGUAAAUACGUUUUACAUGCUAAAACUGGGACGAAUUUGGUAAUUACUGAAAAUAGUUA